Molecule: messenger RNA, 1778 nt
Organism: Notodromas monacha
Lineage: Eukaryota; Metazoa; Arthropoda; Ostracoda; Podocopida; Cyprididae
Source: the annotation of a GenBank genome assembly
AACCAUUCGCCGAGACGCCUAGUCCUGGAUGAUGCAUUUUCGAAUGCCAUGGAUUUCGUGAGGACAGAGUCCCGACGUCGGCCGAAACACCGAUCUCGGCUGGAUGAACACACCGGUGUGCAGAUGUCGCCCGUGGCGGGGACGCCUCCAGGUGGCGGCAUCGGCUCUGGACGCGGGCUACCUCGGCCGGGCGCCGAUUGGCACCGCGUGGCGGCGGCACACGACCCCCUGCGCCGCGUGUGGAGAGCAGAUUCCCCACAUGGUUCACUCCACUCCCGUUCGUCUACACCGGACGCGAAGCGCCUCAAGGCCGCCCAAAUGCGGCACGGCGUCUUCGGGCGUCACCCUGGUGACGACCUCCGCUCGCCGUCCCCGUCGCCCUCGCCGCCACUGCAGCACCCGCAACUUCAUCAGCCCCUGCAGCCUCGGGCAUUCCGGCAAUUGCCACGGCCCGUGACGACGUCGAACCCGACGUUGCCAGUGGGCGUGCGUCGACGGCUGCCGGAGCCGCCGGGAACGAAGCCGUCGACACUGAGUCUCCGCACAGCCGCCCAUGCUAUCGCGGGAUUCAAUUUUCCCACGGUGUCGAAAUCGCCGACACUUGCCACCCAGCACGCUUUCGGCGGCCAGCUGUCCCAGUCCUACAUCAACUUCCCGAAGCUGAAUCCGUCGCCAACGAGGCGCCUGCCUCAGGCCGUCGGGCCAGCAACCUUGAGAUCAUUCGUGAAUUUCGCCAGUCGACAACUGCCUUCCCCGAUGCCCAACGGCUACGGGAACAAGGCAGGCCCUGGGGCAACAGCGACGAUGCCUCGUCGACAGCAGCCAGCGUGUCCGUCACCCGUGACGGGACGAACGUCACGGGCCAGUUUGCCGGCACGACCGCCGCUCAACGCGAGCAGCAGUGUGACAGGGACGCCGUCGGUCGCCACGACGACGACCACGACGACAACGGCGUCCGGUCUCGCCGACCGCAACGACUCCGACGACGAGGACUGGUGCUGACGAUCGCAAAAAGGGGUUCACUGGAACUUCGAUUGAGACACUGGGUCCGAUUUUUUUUUUAGAUAUUUUUCUUGACUUGUUCGUGCUGAAAUAUCUUUCUUUAUCUCUAAGUUGUAUUUUUUCUGGUUGUCUUUGCGUUCAGAACAUUCCGUCAUCGGAAAUUGAUGCAGUUGAGCAGAAAAUUGUAUCUGCUUUGCAGAAAGUUCAACUUCACGAUUUUUGUGCUGUUUCCGUGCCCAUGCAUAUACACAGCUCUACUUUCAUUCCGCAAGCAAAUCCACGCCGAAAAAGACAAAACUUAUCGCAUUACCUUUCUUUUAAAUGUCCAUCAGUCUAAUUGAUUUAUUCGUUCGAACUAUUGGGUCUGAAAAUACUGAUACAAGCUCAUAUUUUCAGCAUCUGAAAUGAGGGGCGGAAUCUUCUAAACGAUUUGCAAACAUUACGACGAAUGUAACUCACGUAAUUCGUUCAUUGAUUAUUUCUUUGAAGAAAAUCGUUCAAUCCCGAGUUAUGCAAGAGAUGUGUUAUUAAAACAGCCUUGUUCAUCCAUCUGUGAGGAAAAGAGGAUAUGUAUAUAAAAUGUUGAAGGAUGAAAUGCUUCAGAAAAACGAAGUUACCGAGCGAAUUGGAAAGAAAAACAUAUGCGCAGAUUUAUUUGGGCAAAGCUGCCGAUCAAUGAUGUGAAAAUGUCGCACGAAAUAUCAUGUCAAAAGUUCGUGUUUACCAUUCUGGAAAUUUGCGUUUUUGAACAAUUUAAUAACCUGAUGAAGAUAACC